Molecule: messenger RNA, 2377 nt
Organism: Lethenteron reissneri (Far Eastern brook lamprey)
Lineage: Eukaryota; Metazoa; Chordata; Hyperoartia; Petromyzontiformes; Petromyzontidae
Source: RefSeq, a predicted model, not a curated record
UAACUUCUUUCGCACCACCGUACGUAGACAACCGUGCUAAUCGGAGGUGUGCGAGAAGGACAACAAACUAAACACAAAUAAGUUGUAAAGAAAUUCGUUUCCAAUCUAGAUUUAGAAGUGCAUAGCUCCAGUGUUUAAUGUUGGAAGGAAGAGCGUUCCAGACGGGCCGCAACAGCACAUCUGAAAGUGCUCGAUGUAGGGACCUCUCUUUGUUCGAUGGCUCGCCAAAAGCCGCUUUGAAGAUGACCAGAGUUCGCGUGAUGGUUUUUGCUCUUUGACGAGAUCAGCAAAGUGUCAUGGUUCAUUUGUGGUAAGCACUUUGCGUAUAAUGAGUGAGACCUUAUAACGGGCCAUUAAACGUUCUUUGGAGUGUUUUACAGUACAGUAUAUGCAUUGAGUGCUGGAUGUUUGAAUUUUCUCACUAUGCACCGAAUCAUUACAGAGUCAAUGUGACGAUAUACAUCCUUGAGAUCUUCUGUGCACAUUAUACACUGGAAACGUAACCUUUUUUUCCCAGAAUUAUUUAGUAACCAUUGUUGCAUCAACACCCUCCACCAAUGGGCAGUCCACUUCAGGGACAUUUACACGAAGUUGGCGAAUGUCGAAGAGCCAAGCAAUCAACCCAGGCUGCGAUGAAAUCUCUCGUGUACACGUCUCUAACUUACAAAACUCCAGUAGAACUCAUAAGUUGCUACAUAUGAAACCACUUCUCAUUUCUGUGAAGACAGCUGCAGCAGAGUGCACGCAUCCCGGUUAAAAUGUCUCUGACAAUGGUCAUUUGUCUGCUCGUUUUGUACAAGACUUCAGGUCUGAUAAAUGGUUUAAACGUGUCGGUGGCUCAGUCGAAACUAUCCGUGAGUGAAGGUUCAAAGACAACCUUAAUGUGCAUUGUAAAGGAAGCUGGAAAUUAUUAUUUAUCCGUCAACUGGCAUAAAUGCCCAAAACUCAGUAACAACUGUGCCAGCGCAUCCCGUGUAGGUGGAAGAGAUCAGAUUUGGUAUAAAAAAGAUUAUCCCUCCUCUUCACAUGGUGGUAGAUUGAUCUGGAAGACCGACGGAAACGUGUUUAAUUUGACUUUCAUGGAGGUUCUCAAUGGAACUGCAGGGAACUACUGCUGCUUAGCACAAACAUGGUAUCGCAUAGCACUGGGACCUAUUUGGCACUACUAUAAAGAAAGUAAAGCCAUGGUGGAGCUGCUUGUCAUCAAUCACACCAAAUCAACCCAUGGCUCUUCCAUCCCAGAUAAAGACUCUUCAUACGACACAAAUUUGAUCAUGAUUUGUGUAGGAGUGGUGCUGCUGCUUCUGCUAUUGAUUGUCGCCCCCAUUGUUGGAUUCAAACUUUGGUUCCGCAAGAAGCAUCACCGUGACAAACAAGUCGGUCAACAAACAACUUGCCAGGCUGACGAAGACAAUCAAGAUAACAUCAACUAUGCUGAGCUGGAUAUGCGUGUUCUUGGAAGGUGCCAGGAAGCCCCGAAAGUAACAGUGAACCAAGAGUCAAGCGGCUUGUAUGCUCGAGUGUAUGAGAAGUCACACACAGGAGCUUACUGAUAACUAAAUGGAGGCAUCUCGUCAGCUGCAGGAUACGUGCCGUCUCGCAAUUGUAGCCUUUGCAUGGCAAAAGGGGCACGUCAUGUAUACGCAACUUUAAUUUGCAUAAUUAACCAACAAAUAUUUCCACAAUUGGUCUCGACCUUAACAUAUGAUUCCAUAUUGAUACUCUGCGAUGUGUCACUGUCAACUUCUUUCCAAGUGAUUUUAUUAACAUUUUGAAGGCAGAUAUGAUGUCAUACCUAAUUCUAACAGUCGGCAUUAUUUUUUACCUUUCUAUCUCUACCUGAUGUCAUUGACGAAUGUCAAGUUUGUUUUUUACUUUACGUCAUCCCAGCAAUAUUCCUUCCUGCCUGUCACCCUUCACUGAGAAGGCUACAACCAGAACCUGCAAAACUACACCUUCUGAAAAACUAGAAAUCCUCAUCGGGACUCAGAGAACUUCAUUGAAAAGUUUCCAUAAUGACUGUUUAUCGUUUAAUAUAAAAACAUCGGCUAGUCGUUUACAUUCUUACCUAUGAUUGCAAUAACGACAGCAAUUGCAUCACAUUCUCCUGCAUGAUAAAUGAAUAGUACAUAAGAUUAGUAAACACUGAAGCUGUUCUUUUAUUGAGGAAAAGCUGUCGAAUGAGGCCGUGAAUGAAUAACAAUUGCUUUAUACAGCAUCGUUCAAUAAAACUGUAAUGAGAGCCUAUGUCCGGCUCACGUGGUGAUCGGCUCUGCCGGUCCUGCUCUACAGCCAAUGGGGGGAGAGCCUGGGAGCAUGGCCCCGGCGUGAUCGAGUCGAGGGAUGUCAGCUAGGAUGAUUGGUUCUGCUGGUCUUG